UGAAACAAGACUCAACGCGGCACUGCGAAAGCUCGAUGUAGCAGUAUCGAGCAGUCCAUCACUACUGAGUGAUGAACAAGGAUAAAGGGGGCUGACGCGUAUUUAUGAGUUUCACCGAGAGAGGGGAAGAAGCGGCUACCAUUUACUGUAACAUGAAGGUGAUUGUGAAAGAGGAGACACAUGAGGCUGACAUAACAACCAUGAAGAAAAAGGAUGUGAGUAUUAAGAAGGAGGACUGUGAUGCGGCUGCUGUCCAUCCUAAAGAGGAAACUCUGAACAUUAAGGAUGAGGAUUAUGAACUGGCGUCAGUGGACAUUAAAGGAGAGGCUGAGGAGGCAUCCGUCAGCAUUAAGACACAGAAAUGGAAGAGUAUGAAGAAUGGUGAGCAUGAAGUGAAGUCUGACUCAUUACAGCCUGACAAAAAGAGGACUAAGGUAACUUCAUCUGUUAGAACUCUGGAAGAUCAACCAUUAUCUUCAAAUUAUUCUGGAAAAGGAGGCAAACCUCACUGCUGUUCCUACUGUGGCAAGCAGUUUUCACAAAGAGGCCACCUUAAGAGACACACGAGAAUUCACACAGGGGAGAAGCCAUAUUGCUGUUCUGAAUGUGGUAAACUGUUUUCACGAGCAGACUACUUUGAAAGCCACACAAGAAUUCACACAGGGGAGAAGCCAUUUUGUUGUUCUGAAUGUGGCAAACAAUACUUUCACAAGCAUAGCCUUCUGACCCACAAACGCAUUCAUACAGGCGAGAAGCCAUAUUGCUGUUCUGAAUGUGGCAAACUGUUUUCACGAGCCGACUAUUUUCGGAGUCACAAAAGAAUUCACACGGGAGAGAAGCCAUAUUGUUGUUCUGAAUGUGGAAAACAAUACUUUCACAAGCAUAGUCUUCAGAUCCACAAGCGCAUUCACACUGGAGAGAAGCCAUAUUGUUGUUCUGAAUGUGGCAAACUGUUUUCACGAGCAGACUACUUUGAAAGCCACACAAGAAUUCACACAGGGGAGAAGCCAUUUUGUUGCUCUGAAUGUGGCAAACAAUACUUUCACAAGCAUAGUCUUCAGAACCACCAACGCAUUCACACAGGCGAGAAGCCAUAUUGCUGUUCUGAAUGUGGCAAACUGUUUUCACGGGCAGACUAUUUUGGGAGUCACAAAAAAUUUCACACAGGCGCCAAGGCAUAUUGUCCUGAAUGUGGUAAAUAUUGUAAGGAUGCCACUUCCGAUGUAACCGCUAUGACAUUCUUCCACUUCCGUGUCCUGGCAUGGAAAGGAGAUAUCACUACCUCCCUGGCCUUCUGUUAUCAAGGCCACUUGGCCAAAUGGGUUAUUGGUGUUCACCAGGCUCACGGGACUCCGUUGACUUUCAAACGGAUGAUGGAGAAGAUCCUGAGUUCUCAUUCCACGUACGCGGGAGUGUAUCUCAAAGAUGUGGUCAUUUUGAGUAACCACUGGAGAUCUCAUAUUGACUGCCUGCCAGCGGUGCGUAACAUCUUGAGGCUGGUGGGGUUCACAGCUAACACUAAGAAGUGCAGGCUGAGUAUGCUGGAAAUACAUUAUUUGGGGUAUUCCAUGGGGAAGGGCCUGCUCAAGCCUCAGAUGGACAAGAUGGAUGUGAAAGAGGAGAUGUGUGAGGCUGACAUAAAUGUCAUGGAGGAAAAUACGAUAAACGUUAAGGUGGAGGAAUGUGAAUGGGAGAGUCUGGAAAUUAAGGAAGAGGAAUAUGAACUGGAGUCAGAGAGCAUUAAAGAAGAGGUUGAAGAGAAGUUUGUCAGCAUUGAGAUGCACAACUAUUGGAGUAUGGAGAGUGUCAAGGAAGUCGACCUUCAUUAUGCACAUCAAGAUGGAGCAGUGACUGGGUUUGUCUCUUCUCAAAGCAGAAACUCUUCAUCGCCAGAGUCUUCUAUCAGUGUAAAAUAUGAAUCAUUACAGUCUGCUACAAAUAGGACUGAAGGAAUUUCAUCUCCUAGAACUCAGGAAGGUAUCAUAUUUUACUGCUGUUCUGAAUGUGGCAAACAGUUUUCUGACCUGAGUAAACUUCAGAGCCACCAAAGAAUUCACACAGGAGAGAAGCCGUAUUGCUGCCCUGAAUGUGGAAAACAAUUCUCUUAUAGUAGUACUCUUCAGACACACAUUAAAACUCACACAGGAGAGAAGCCGUAUUGCUGUUUUGAAUGUGGCAAAAAGUUUUCACGGCGAAGCAAUCUUCAGAGUCACCAAAGAAUUCACACAGGAGAAAAGCCUUAUUGCUGUCCUGAAUGUGGAAAACAAUUCUCUUCCAGUAGUAAUCGUCAGACACACAUUAAGACGCACUCAGGAGAGAAGCCGUAUUGCUGCUCUGAAUGUGGCAAAAAGUUUUCACAGAGAACCCAUCUUCUGAGCCACCAAAGAAUUCACAUAGGGGUGAAGCCAUAUUACUGUUCUGAAUGUGGUAAACAGUUUUCAGAAAGAAGCCAACUUCAGUGCCACAGAAGAAUUCACACAGGAGAGAAGCCAUAUUGCUGUAAUGAAUGUGGUAAACAGUUCUUCUACCGUAAUACUCUUCUGAGGCAUAUUAAAACUCAUUCAGGCGAUAAGCCAUAUUACUGUUCUGAAUGUGGCAAAAAGUUUUCACAGAGAAGCCAACUUCAGUGCCACAAAAGAAUUCACACAGGAGAGAAGCCAUAUUCCUGUUCUGAAUGUGGCAAGAAGUUUUCACAGAGAAGCCAACUUCAGAGCCACAAAAGAAUUCACACAGGAGAGAAGCCGUAUUCUUGUUCUGAAUGUGGCAAGAAGUUUUCGGAGAGAAGCAAACUUCAGAGCCACAAAAGAAUUCAUACAGGAGAGAGACCGUAUUGCUGUUCUGAGUGUGGUAAACAAUUCUCACACAAUAAUACUCUUCUGAUACACAUUAAAACUCACUCGGGAGAGAAGCCAUAUUACUGUUCUGAAUGUGGCAAAACGUUUUCACGUAGAUACCAUCUUCAACGCCACAAAAGAAUCCACACAAGCGACAAGCCAUAUUGCUGUUCUGAAUGUGGCAAACAAUUCUCAGACAACAAUACUCUUCAGAUACACAUUAAAACUCAUUCAGGAGAGAAGCCAUAUUACUGUUCUGAAUGUGGCAGAAAGUUUUCACAGAGAGGCCAACUUCAGCGUCACAAAAGAAUUCACACAGGAGAGAAGCCAUAUUGCUGUUCUCAAUGUGGCAAAAACUUUCCACGUAGAGACAAUCUUGAGCGCCACAAAAGAAUUCACAUAAGAGAGAAGUGUUCGGAUUAGACAAAUACACCAAAGUAACAUUCAUUACUGUAAAAUUGAACUCAACCUUGCUGAAGAUUAUCCAAUAUGAGAACUUGACCAGGAGGAGACUUGAGAGAAGAGUGCUUUCAUGAACCGAAAAGAGCAGAGAUUGAAGAUCAGCAGUGAAUACACAAAAAGGGUAAAAAUGAUAUUUAGAAGAUAAUCAGUUAGUAAAACAUGUCAUCUCCUACAGUGUUCAGAUCAUAGACUGGCUACAUAAAGACCUCAUCAGUCUUGAUUUAAAAACAAAGUUGCUUCAUGCCAACCAACUAAUAUAUAAAAACUUAAGAAUACCAAGGCUUUACUUUUCCAAUGGCAGAAGUGGAAUUCCUCAAGUAGAAGUAAAUUACACAUAUAGAUCUUCAAUCAUAUGACUGCCAGCAUUCCUUCUCAGCUCGCGGGAUUGCCACAUUUUAAAUAUUACAAUCUGGAAACCAAAAAUUAACCUUCAUCAUAAAGCUUUGUUAAGCAAUCCAUAAAUUCGAAGGUUUGCACAGAGCGAGGUGACUGCAGCGAUGAAUGUUUGCUAAUGGCCACUUUAGAUUGUGGAUUACAAGGUUGUUUGCAAUAUGUUCUGAGAGACAUGAAAUAAACAACCAAUGUAGGUUUUGCAACAAACCAGUGGAAACAGUACAGUAUACCAGUGCUAACUUUUAGAAAAUUCACAGCCAGAAAACCUGAUGUUGUAGUCGACGAAAAACACUCAGACGAUACCUGAAUCAUUGAGGUAUCAGUCCGAAGUGAUAGUUCUGUGCCUCAAAAACAGAAAGAAAAGAUAACAAAAUAUCAGGAGAUCCGAUCAGAAAUGUGGACCUAGAUGUGGGGGAAAAAAAAAAAAACUGAAAUGAUCAUAGUGUUAUUUGGAUCCGCAGGGCUUGUUAAAAAGAACAUUUUGCAAAUCAAAGCUCCAAAAGGAGGUGAUGUUAGGAACAGAGCCCUAGCAGUGAAGCUGGAAGAAUAAAAAGUGACAGUACAUAGAGGAUGCCAUGACUUAAGAGUGAGGCUUUUAAUAAUAAUGAAGAAAUCAAGCUGAGAGAAAAGUCAUAUUGUUGUGAAUGUGGGAAACAAUUCUAUCACAAGAGUAGUCUUAAGAUCCACAAAAACAUUUUCCCAGGUGAGAAGAAAGGCAAUCUGAGAUGAGACAGAUGUGGAGUAAAACCUUUGAGGUUGUGUCGGUGCUUAAUAAACAGGCCUUAUCAGAAAAAAAAUAA
This is a messenger RNA of Erpetoichthys calabaricus (reedfish), 4489 nucleotides long. Its product is annotated as zinc finger protein 665-like. NCBI's taxonomy places the organism in Eukaryota, Metazoa, Chordata, Cladistia, Polypteriformes, Polypteridae. The record is from RefSeq and is a predicted model, not a curated record. The transcript is spliced from 7 exons. The coding region runs from base 105 to 3257 and encodes 1050 amino acids.